This is a messenger RNA of Lingula anatina, 2425 nucleotides long. Its product is annotated as sterol carrier protein 2. Lineage: Eukaryota; Metazoa; Brachiopoda; Lingulata; Lingulida; Lingulidae. The record is from RefSeq and is a predicted model, not a curated record. Gene Ontology annotation, molecular function: acyltransferase activity, transferring groups other than amino-acyl groups.
GGCACUGAAGUUAAAGUCCAACAUGGCUGCGCCCAGAAGAAGAGUAUUUGUUGUCGGUGUCGGUAUGACAAAAUUUGAAAAACCAGGCAGGAGAGAUGAAUUUGAUUAUCCUGAUAUGGCAAAGGAAUCAGCUUCUAAGGCUUUGAAGGAUGCAGGCAUUUCAUACAAUGAGGUGCAACAAGUUUGUGUAGGUUAUGUCUAUGGAGAUACAACAUGUGGCCAGAGAGCUGUGUAUCAGUUGGGGAUGACUGGAGUUCCAGUAUACAAUGUGAACAAUGCCUGUAGCACUGGAUCAACUGCAUUGUUGAUGGCCAAGCAGUUCAUUGAAGGAGGUUUGUCAGACUGUGUGAUGGCUCUUGGGUUUGAGAAGAUGGAAAGAGGAUCCCUUUCUGCAAAGUACACUGACAGGACUAACCCCAUGGAUAAGCAUGUGGAAGUGAUGGCCAAUACAUUUGGUCUGGAACCCUCUCCAGUGACAGCCCAGAUGUUUGGUAAUGCUGGCAGAGAACACAUGGAGAAGUAUGGAACAAAGCCAGUGCAUUUUGCCAAAAUUGCAUAUAAGAACCACAAGCAUUCUGUAAACAACCCGUAUUCCCAGUUUAGGAAAGAAUAUACACUGGAAGAAAUAGCUGCCUCCCCUAGUAUUCACAACCCACUGACCAAACUUCAGUGUUGCCCUACAUCAGAUGGUUCAGCAUGUGCUGUGGUGGCCAGUGAGGAGUUUGUAAAGCGUCAUGGCCUCCAGGCUCAGGCUGUUGAGAUCCUUGGCAUGGAGAUGGCCACUGAUCUACCCACCACAUUCCAGGAAAAUAGCUGUAUGAAAAUGGUUGGUUAUGAUAUGACCAAAGCAGCAGCAGAUAGGCUGUUCAAAAAGACAGGUGUUUCUGUGAAAGAUGUUGAUGUAGUUGAGCUCCAUGACUGUUUCUCUGCAAAUGAGCUUAUCUCCUAUGAAGCAUUAGGAUUGUGUGAACCAGGCAAGGCAGGGGAGCUGAUAGACAGAGGAGACAAUACCUACGGUGGAAAGUUUGUGGUCAAUCCAAGUGGAGGACUGAUAUCUAAAGGACACCCUCUUGGUGCAACAGGUUUGGCCCAGUGUUCAGAGCUGUGCUGGCAGUUGAGAGGUUUGGCAGGAAAAAGACAAGUGCCUGGUGCUAAAUUGGCUUUGCAACACAACAUUGGUCUGGGAGGAGCUGUCGUAGUGGCUUUAUACAGAAUGGGGUUUCCAGAGUACCACAGGACUGGUAGAAUCCAGGCCAUGCCAACCAGUGCCCAAGUUGCAGACUUCAAAAGUGCUGCUUUGUUUGAUCUCAUGACAAAAGAGAUUGAGAAGGAUGGCGCCAACCUGGUGAAGAAGGUAAAAGCAGUGUACUGUUUCAAGGUGACUGGAGCUGGUGGGAAGACUGGGUGCUGGGUGGUGGACUGUAAGAAUGGUUCUGGCAGUGUCAAGUUUGAUCCUAACGGAAAAGGAGAUGUCACCAUCACAAUGUCAGAUGAUGACAUGAUCAAAAUGGCCAUGGGAAAAUUGAACUCCCAGCAGGCUUUCUUCUCUGGUAAGCUGAAGAUCACAGGCAACAUGGCUCUAGCCAUGAAGUUGCAACAGAUUAUGCCCAAACCAGGCACAGGAGGCACAUUGAAAGCAAAAUUGUAAAAUUUACGAUCUUGAGGCACAAAUUGAAAUAAGUAAUCAAAAGUGAACUGCAUACUUAAAUUAAUGAAGUUGACACCACAAGGAAGUAUGAGUUGAUGCACCGAAAUGCAUUAUGCAAUCAUGGACAAUCUGAAUAAUUGUUCAAAAUCAGUUCUUGUCACAGACUUCUGGUUUAUUUGGCAUCAGGUUAGGUGUUUUAUGGAUUACAUUUCAAUCAAAUGUUGGACAAAUUUUUAACAAUACUAGGCACAGCUAAUUAUCUUUGGGAUAAAUAUAAAGUAAUGUGUUAAGUUCAUUGAAUGAAGUUAAUGACUUAAAAGAAUAUCACCAUUUUAAUUUGGUGCUUUUUGAUGUGACCAUGCAUUUCAUUCUUAUUCUCAUCAACUUAAUCAUCUAGUACCCACGGCAUUCCACUGAUGAGUCUUAAUUGAGGUCACAUCCUUAGUGAUCAAAUACUUAAAUGAAUUAUUGAGGACAUUCAGAACAGAAGAUUUGAGAAUCUUCUGAUCCAUGGAUCAAAUAUGAUGGACCCUACAUGAAAGAAGAGUCAACUAAACUGCUGAUGGUCGUCUCUCUGCCUCUCGAUGACAUAAAUUAUAUUACGCUAUAAAUUUCCAUAUUUCCAAAUAUUGUUGAUUUUUAUACCAAUUUUUAAAGGUAGCCACAUGCACUUUAUCGUAUUAUUUGUACAUAAUAUGAAUAAAAAUGAAAGUAUUGUUCUUGUUGCAAAUGUGGACAUUUUCUAUUGAAAAUGUAUUAAACGACACUUUAAAUGAA